Molecule: messenger RNA, 2627 nt
Organism: Macadamia integrifolia
Lineage: Eukaryota; Viridiplantae; Streptophyta; Magnoliopsida; Proteales; Proteaceae
Product: WEB family protein At5g55860-like
Exons: 4
Coding region: 636-2567 (643 amino acids)
Source: RefSeq, a predicted model, not a curated record
AGAGAGAGAGGUUGUUUGUUUCGUUUUGAAUCCAGACUCCAGAGAGAGAAAGAGAAGAGAGAGAUUAUUUGAGUCGCUCAACGCCAUUAUACAUCUGUUCCCUCUCUUUCUCUCUGUAUCUCUGUGUGUCUUGUCUGGCGUUGUCGUCCCAAAUCGACAAGUUUGUUUUUGGAACGGUGUGAAAUCCUGACCUGGCUCAUCCCUUAUCAGUUUCUCUCUCUUCCAGCCUUUGCAUUCAUAUAAAAUUCCCCCGAACCCAAUUUUAAACUUUCAAAACCAGUCCUCCUCAGGAACCCAUCUCUGUCUCUUUCUCUCCCAUUUCGUCCUUUCUGCAACUCUUCUGCCAUUGUUUCCUAACCAACGUGCAGGCUCUCUACAUUCAAACAAAAAAGGGCUAAAUUUACUCUUCGAACGCUAAAAAGCCGCUUUCCGUUGAGCUUCAUUGAUCCCAAGGAGGAAUCAAGAAGUUUGAAGCAAUUUAUUGUUGGAGCUUCCUGAAUAUUCCUCCUAUCCUUGGUGAUUUCUAGGGUUUACGACUUUUUUUCCUAGCUCUUUGAAGGCCAUUUCGUAGGGGUUUCGACCACUCGAUUCUCAGCAGGUGGACAGUAGAGGUGAAAACAUUAACGUUAAAGGGCAUGAUGAGCGUGAAAUCUCACCAAAAUGCAGUGGACUCUCCGAGAGCAGAGGUGGGAGAGAUUGACACUAGAGCGCCAUUCCAAUCCGUCAAAGCUGCAGUCAGCUUGUUUGGUGAAGCAUCCUUCUCAGGGGAGAAACCUACCCAUAAGAAGUCAAAAUCUCUUUCUAUAGAGAGGGUAUUGGCAAAGGAGACACAACUUCACCUGGCCGAAAAAGAGCUAACCAUGCUCAGGGAACAGUUGAAAAAUGCAGAAACUACCAAGACCCAAGCACUUGCUGAGCUUGAAAAGGCUAAACAAACAGUUGAGGAUUUAUCCAACAAGCUGAACAAUGUAAACCAGGCUAAGGAAUCAGCAAUUAAGGACACAGAAAUGGCAAAGAGCCUAAUAAAGCAACUAGAAGAAGUGAACUCUAGUCGCUCUGUUGGAACUGAUGAUGCAUGGAAACAGGAGUUGAACAAUGCAAGAGAACAGUAUGCAGCCACCAUUUCUGAACUUGAUGCUGCCAAGCAAGAACUCAGGAAAUUCCAGCAGGAUUUUCUGUCAUCUGUGGAACGAAAAGCUGCUGCAUUCGAGCGAGCAGAAGAAGCCGCACUUGCAGCUGAAGCUAAUGCCGAGAAGGCUGCUGAGCUGCUGAAAGAGCUUGCAACCACAAAAGAAUCACUUGGGCAUGUGAAGCUUGUUUCUUUGCAAGCCCACCAGAAGCAAGAAGAGAAUCUUGAGGACAAAAAUGCUCAAAGGCAGUCUUAUAGAGCAGCCCUGGAAGAAGCCGAGAAGAAACUGGAUCCUGAGCUCACCAUGAAUCUCGAAGAUAAGCUUGCUGAAACAGCUGCUGAGAUUGAGACUUUACAAAAGGAGAGGGAAAAUGCUCGGGCUUCUGAUCUGGUUUCUGUAAGAAAUGUGACGACAGAGCUUGAUGAUGCUAAAGAGGCAUUGCACAAAGUAGCAGAAGAUGAGAGCACUCUUCAGAGCUUGGUGGAGUCCCUCAAGGUAGAGCUGGAAACACUGAAGAAAGAACAUACUGAACUGAAAGAAAAGGAAGCUGAAACUGAAUCUAUUGCUGGGAACUUGCAUGUGGAGCUCCAGAAAAGUAAGGCUGAGCUUGAGACAGCCCUUGCCAAAGAAUCUAAAGCCAAAGGUGCUUCAGGUGAGCUGAUCUCUACCCUCCAACAGCUAUCCUUAGAAUCAGAGAAUGCAAGAAAGGAGGCAGAAGAAAUGAAGAGAAAUGCUGAAGAGUUGAAGAAAGAAGCUGAAGCCAGCCGUGCUGCCCUGGUGGAAGCAGAAAAGACACUACAGAUUGCACUAAAAGAGGCAGAAGAAGCAAAGGCAGCAGAGGCAAAGGCCUUUGAUCAGAUUAAGAUAUUGUCUGAAAGAACAAAUGCAGCUCGUGCUUCAACAUCAGAAUCUGAUGCAAUGAUCACAAUUUCGAAGGUGGAAUUUGAGUCAUAUAGCUGGAAACUUGAGGAAUCUGAUAAAUUGGCUGAAAUGAAAGUAGCUGCAGCAAUGGCUCAGAUGGAAGCCGUAAAGGCCAGUGAGAAUGAAGCACUAAAUAGGUUGGAGGCAAGCCAGAAGGAGAUUGAGGAGAUGAAAGCUGCAACGGAGGAGGCUUUGAAGAGGGCAGAGAUGGCAGAGGCAGCAAAGAGUGCUGUUGAUGGAGAACUUCGAAGGUGGCGUGAAAGAGAGCAAAAGAGAGCAGCUGAAGCUGCUGCUCUUAUUCUUGAGUCAGCGGUUUCUCCAGCUUCAUCACCACAACAUGCCACGGUUCAGAAGCAGAACCAACCAGAGAAGGUUGUCGGUCAUAAGCUGGAUAAACAAAAGUCGUCUGGCUCAAAGAAGGCACUAUUGCCCAAUCUCAGUGGUAUCUUUAGUAGGAAGAAGAUCCAGGUUGAGGGCACGUCUCCCUCUUACCUCCUUGGAGAGAAACCAGUGUGAUUUGUGUUUGCUGAUGACUACUCUCAGUGUGUGAAUGACACGAGGGUCAGAAGAAAUUGG